GACAGACAAAUCGCGAAGACGUAGACAGUGGUUGGAGAAGAGAGAAGAUGGGGAUAGGCGGAGGUGGAGGAGCAAAGCAGCCGACUGGAGAGAUGUUUGCGGUGGCCAAUCUGAUGAGGGAACAGCAGAACCCAAUUCAGCAGUUUCAGGUGAAAUUCAAGGAGGUGGAGAGUGGGUUCAAGUCUUGGUUGUCCAAGCAGUCUUUGCCCGUCGAAGCCGCCAUCGUCUCCGCCAUGAGCGGUGUUCAGGGAGCUUUCAUCGGCGGUCUCAUGGGCACUCUCUCCCCAGAAAUGCCUCAGCCGGGUCUCGACCCUCAAGCUAUGGCUUCCUUCAAGCAAGCUCAGGCUCUUGUUGGCGGGCCAUUGGUCCAAGCUCGGAACUUUGCUGCGAUUACCGGUGUAAAUGCAGGCAUAGCGUGCAUUAUGAAACGGCUUAGAGGCAAGGAGGAUCUUGAGUCUGCUGUGGUUGCGGCAUUAGGAUCUGGGGCAGCUUAUUCUUUGGUAAGCUCAGGCUUGCAAGGACAGCCUGUCAACGCCAUCACCACCGCAGCCGGUUUUGCGCUCUUCCAAGGAUUGUUUUUCAAGUUGGGAGAAAGGUUCUCUAAACCAACCGCUGAGGACCCGUAUUACGCCCAGGCAAGAUCCAUGCUGUUGAAGCUGGGCCUUGAGAAAUACGAGAAGAAUUUCAAGAAGGGCUUGUUAAAUGACUCCACCUUGCGUCUGCUCACUGACAGCGCGCUAAGAGACGUGAAUAUCCCGCCGGGGCCAAGACUUCUGAUACUGGACCACGUUCAGAGGGACCCUGAGUUGAAAGGGAAGAAAGGAAGCAGAGGCUGAGCCAUUUUUGUCUCCUGUUAAUGUGGUUUUAAGGAUCUCUCAAAUCACAUAAUGUUUUCUUCUAUUUUUUUUGGGGGCUGUUGUUAGGAAGAACUUCGGUUGAAAUUUCCGAGGAUGUCCUUUUCUAGUAUUAUGCUUUACCUCUUCACAAGCUGUGCUUGAGAAAUUUCGAGAUUUAAAUCUUAAUAACCUCUCUUGCGUGUC
Molecule: messenger RNA, 1040 nt
Organism: Tarenaya hassleriana
Lineage: Eukaryota; Viridiplantae; Streptophyta; Magnoliopsida; Brassicales; Cleomaceae
Exons: 6
Coding region: 48-836 (262 amino acids)
Biological process (GO): protein insertion into mitochondrial inner membrane; protein targeting to chloroplast
Cellular component (GO): TIM22 mitochondrial import inner membrane insertion complex; chloroplast inner membrane
Molecular function (GO): transmembrane protein transporter activity; protein binding
Source: RefSeq, a predicted model, not a curated record